UCUUCAAGAUGAAAAUGAAACUCACCUGAGUUCUCGUCAGUAGUACUGCUGGCAUUGUCGUCCACCAGAUUGAUAUCUGGAUGAUUAUGUUAACGUUUUGCUUUAACAAUGAUGUCAUUGAUGUGAUGUGAUGGAAGCUCUUGUUUCAGAGAAUACCUCGUGCUGUGUCAGCUCAAGUUUUCAACAUGUUAAUAUUUCUUCAGUGUUGGACUGAAGUAUGGAAAGUUCUAUCCAUCAAAAAAAGUGAGCAUCUUUCUUCAUUGCCCUAGGAAGAUUACACUGGAAGGUGAAAUCAGAGCAGAGGAUGACUCAGUACAACCAUUCAGCAGAGUUCUCUCUCCAGAGCUCAGCAAAUAAGUCAUUAAAUUUCACUGAAACACCACUGGCUUGGGAUGAAAGGACACUCUUAGGGCUGAAGAUUUCCCUGUCAAUCCUUCUGUCUGUUAUAACUUUGGCAACAAUCCUUGCAAAUGUUUUUGUUAUUAUUACAAUUUUUCUAACUAGAAAGCUCCACACACCUGCAAAUUACCUCAUUGGCUCCUUGGCAGUGACUGAUCUUUUAGUGUCUGUCCUGGUCAUGCCCAUCAGUAUUGCUUACACUGUCACCCACACGUGGGCCUUUGGCCAGGUGCUGUGUGAUAUCUGGUUGUCAUCAGACAUCACCUGCUGCACAGCCUCCAUCCUGCACCUCUGUGUUAUUGCCCUGGACAGGUACUGGGCUAUCACAGACGCUCUGGAAUACACCAAACGCCGCACUGCUGGCCGAGCAGCCCUCAUGAUCGCAGUGGUCUGGAUGAUUUCUGUCAGCAUUUCUGUGCCCCCAUUUUUCUGGAGGCAAGUGAAAGCUCACGAAGAAAUUGCAAAGUGUGCUGUGAACACAGAUCAAAUUACCUACACAAUCUAUUCCACUUGUGGAGCUUUCUACAUCCCUACUGUGCUCCUCCUGAUAUUGUAUGGUAGAAUUUACGCAGCAGCUCGAUCCAGAAUUCUGAAACCACCCUCGUUAUGUGGGAAACGUUUUACUACUGCACACCUGAUCACCGGCUCUGCAGGCUCCUCUCUCUGCUCCAUUAAUGCCAGCCUCCAUGAGGGGCAUUCCAACUCAGGGGGAUCCCCCGUAUUUAUCAAUCAUGUUAAAAUAAAACUUGCAGACAGUGUCCUGGAAAGGAAAAGAAUUUCUGCUGCAAGAGAAAGGAAAGCCACCAAAACUUUAGGCAUUAUUUUGGGAGCUUUCAUUUUCUGCUGGCUGCCUUUUUUUGUCAUGUCCCUAGUCCUACCCAUUUGCCAAGAUGCCUGUUGGUUUCAUCCCAUCCUACUGGACUUUUUUACCUGGUUGGGUUACCUGAAUUCAUUGAUCAAUCCAGUCAUUUAUACAGCUUUUAAUGAAGAAUUUAAACAGGCUUUCCAAAAACUAAUACUUUUCAAAAAGUGUUCAUCUUGAGGCUCUCCUCUCGUGUUACUGAACCUUGUGCAAUCUCAUAACCUACCUGAAACUUUCCAUGCUUUUAUUCCUAAGGUACAGAGUGGUAAUUGCCAGCUCUGCUGCUCCCCCGUUCUGUGCAUGUAACUGGGAACUCCUCGCCAAUUCCAGACUUUCUGUCUGGAAUUUUGCAUCCCAUAACAACUUGUCCGUGGUCUCUGCAGUGAUCAUGUGUGUAUAUAAGAUCAACAACACAUCAAAUAAGCUUUGUAACAAGGGAAGUGCAAACAAGGGAGCUGGGCUUGUGUGAGGAGGUGACACAUUAUCCAAUUCUACCAUGCUUUGUAACCUGGUAGGAGGAAAUUGCGCAUGUGUGUGCAGGAUGUCAGUAUUUCUGCUGUAUAUUAUUAAUCAUUUAUGUAGGCUGAGAAAGUUUCUGGAGAGCAGGAUCUGAUAUCUGCAUUUUCUGUGGCCUGUAUCAUAUCCACAUGAAGCGGAUAAGACCUGUAGCUUUUUCAGAAGUUGUGUGACACAGCCUGGCUAUAACCAGCAUCAGGGCAGAGAGGCAUGUAAGUUAAAUGAAUAUUUCACAACUGCUGCAUUUGAAGCUAUGUUUUUGGUGCACUGCAGAAAGAAGACAAUUUAUUUGAGGCAAUUUUUACACAUUUUAUCAUUAGUAGAAUAGCCAGUACAGAAAUACUACAAAAUAAAUAGCAUGAAAAUUAUUGAGAAGUACCUUGAUCUUAUAUUUUUAUUUCAUUUUUUUGCAUGCACAAACUGAAACAAGAGAAUAUGGUUAGUGCCAGUAUGGAAUGACUGGGACCUCAGAAAACAUCCAGGAGCUUUGCUCCUUGGUGACAAGAAAUGGGAAUUUAGAGAGGAGAAAAUGAAGUGACACACUAAGGAAAAUUUUCUUAGUAAUUAAGUUUGUUGAGGUGGAUGGACCAUCACUGUCUCUGGAAGACUGUAAGUAAUGGUCAAACAAACAUCUGUCAGGAAUCAUCCUGUCAGAACCCUCUGCUGGGGCUGCGGAGGGUGGAGCAAGUC
This is a messenger RNA of Empidonax traillii (willow flycatcher), 2467 nucleotides long. It is a transcript of the gene HTR1D, whose product is annotated as 5-hydroxytryptamine receptor 1D. Gene Ontology annotation, cellular component: plasma membrane; dendrite. Bases 305 to 1441 code for a protein of 378 amino acids. The transcript has a single exon. Gene Ontology annotation, biological process: smooth muscle contraction; vasoconstriction; regulation of behavior. NCBI's taxonomy places the organism in Eukaryota, Metazoa, Chordata, Aves, Passeriformes, Tyrannidae. Gene Ontology annotation, molecular function: G protein-coupled serotonin receptor activity; neurotransmitter receptor activity. The record is from RefSeq and is a predicted model, not a curated record.